AUGGGCACCGAGGUCUAUGUGCCGGAUCUGGAUCCGCUGGGGGGCGUCCGCUGGGGGUCCAGCUGGCAGGACCCUGGUGUCUGCAUGAACACCUGCGUCAGGGGCCUCUCGUGGGGCGUGCGGGACUUUGACUCAGGGAGGCUGGCAACCAUUCUCCUAACCUGGGUGACCUUGGCCAAGGCCUCCCCCACCAUCCUGUGGGGCCCCAUCCACACCGGUGAGCAGGUGCACACCAUGCCCUUCGGGGACAAUCGCUCGGAGGUGACAGAGUUCAUCCUGGUGGGCUUCUCGGGCUCGCUGGGCCUCCACAUGUGCCUGGUGGUGCUGUUCACGCUGGCCUACAUGCUGACCGUCACAGAGAACGUGGUCGUCGUCGCCGUGAUCCGGGUCAGCCCCCAGCUGCACAAGCCCAUGUAUGUCUUCCUCAGCAACCUGUCCUUCCUGGAGGUGUGGUACGUCUCCGUCACUGUGCCCAAGAUGCUGCUCAGCCUGGCGGAGCCCCAGUUCCGACACAUCUCCUUCACGGGCUGCAUGACGCAGCUGUAUUUCUUCCUGGCGCUGGCCUGCACCGAGUGCACGCUCCUGGGCGUCAUGGCCUAUGACCGCUACGUGGCCAUCUGCAGCCCCCUGCGCUACCCGGCCAUCAUGAGCCCCAGCCUCUGCAGCUUCCUGGCCGCCAGCUCCUGGCUCUCGGGCUUCACCGUCUCCCUGGGAAAGGUCUUCUUCAUCUCAUGCCUGGGCUACUGUGGCCCCAACGUCAUGAACCACUUCUUCUGUGACGUGUCCCCCCUGCUGAGCCUCGCGUGCUCCGACGUGUCCGUGGCGGAGCUGGUCGACUUCCUCCUGGCUCUGCUCAUCCUGCUGGGGCCGCUGCAGCUCACCAUCUUCUCGUACGCCGCCAUCCUCGGCACCGUGCUGCACAUCCCGUCCGCCGCCGGCCGGCGCAAGGCCUUCUCCACCUGUGCCUCGCACCUGGCCGUGGUGGUCAUCUUCUACUCCGCCUCCCUCUUCAUCUACGCCCGGCCACGCGCCAUCUACUCCUUUGACUUCAACAAGGUGGUGUCCGUGGUCUACACGGUGCUCACGCCCCUGCUCAACCCCAUCAUCUACUGCCUGCGGAACCAGGAGGUCAAGGAGGCCCUACACAAGGCAGUGCAGAGGGUGGCCCAGGCCCUGGGUGCCCCGUCCUAGGGGCCCCCCUGGG
Molecule: messenger RNA, 1204 nt
Organism: Herpailurus yagouaroundi (jaguarundi)
Lineage: Eukaryota; Metazoa; Chordata; Mammalia; Carnivora; Felidae
Product: olfactory receptor 6B1-like
Exons: 3
Coding region: 1-1191 (396 amino acids)
Biological process (GO): G protein-coupled receptor signaling pathway
Cellular component (GO): membrane
Molecular function (GO): olfactory receptor activity; G protein-coupled receptor activity
Source: RefSeq, a predicted model, not a curated record